CUCCACUGUCGGUUAUGCAUUCCGCGCACAUUCAUCCGAUAGAACACGUAUCGAAUUCGCUUCGAACUUCCCGCGUCCCGUCGCCGAAUCUGUUGCGUGCUCCGAUCUCGUCGGAUUCGGCUAGAAUUGAUUUAAAUUAAUUUCAAUAGGUUCAAAUAUAUCUGUACCGCAUCCACUAUCACAACAUCACGUUCAACAUUGUGGUGAACUGCACGGGAAGAAAAAACAAAGUAGAUGUAGUGAGCACAUCUCCAGUGGUGGAAAUAUAACGCUCGUCUCGCGGCCGUUAAGUGGUUGUAAUGGCUCCACCGACGACUGCCAGUGCUACCACCGGAGCCGGAGAACUUUACUCAGUUGAGCACAUGAUCUGGAUGCUGGGAGGCGCUCAUCUUCACACAAACAUCGUUCUAGCGGAGAAAACCCCCAUAACGAAUUGCGAAUUCUCCUCCGGGACGUAAAAAUAAAUUUAUCAAUUGUAGUAGUCCCCGAUAACGGUGGAGGCAUCGAAUCUCUGUUGUUCUUGCGCGCAGCGAGAGCCCUUCGCAGUUCAGUGUCUUGUGGAUUAUCGAAAGCGGUGGUUACUGGAAAAAAAAACUUUGUUAAUGUUUAUGUUGUAUGAACUCGAAAAGUGGGCGUGUGUAGCCCUCAAAGUGAGUGGUUUCAAGAUUGGUGGAGUACAAGUUUUUGCCGACAACAAGAUCAGCUCUACGAGUGCAUAAAUAUCCAAUUGAGAUAACUAGCAUUACCUUGACUGCACAUAAGAAGUGCUUUGUGAGCAGAACAGCAUGUCAUGAUUUGUGCGGAUCCGUACGAUCGUCAGAUGUAGCAGGCGCAGAAAGUGAUAGUCAAAUAUAAACAAUAAUAAGUGAUCACGUCAGCAUCAUGCAAUUAUAAAAGCGCGAAACUUGGACAGAGUGCAUUGCGCCUGAGACAACACUGUAUGUGAGAUAUGGAGCUGAAGCACGCGAAGAAGGAACAUUUGAAAAAAGAUUCCCAGGAUAAGGCGAUUGGUUGCGAGUUGGGAAUAAACGAGCAAACGGGACGGGUACAGUGGUGCCCUGGAUAUCGAUUCGCGAAGCUGUUGUUCGUGAUACCUGCCGCAAUGUUACCAUUGGCGCUGCUGUUGCUUCUACUUAUUCGGCUUCAUGUCGUCGGAUCGGUAAAGAUAACAAACCACCACUAUCAACCGGUUCACUACUACACCGAUCGCACCAAUGAUUUGGAUGAGACACAAACACGGUGCCAAGCAGUGCGCAGUACAGUUCCCGAAGUGCUGGACAUUGAGGAUCGCGAUAUUCUCAAAGACCUGCGAACCUCGUUUGUUCCUAGCCGCUCUGUGAUAGUCCCACCGAGUUGCAACAAACCGAAUCGGUACGAUGAGGUACUGUCAUUUUCCGAGAAUAUCAGACGGUCUGAUUUCGCCACUUUCUUCCGCUCAAAGCGAUUCACAGCGAGGCGAAGAAAGGCGAAAAAGUCAGUGAUGCAGGCGAUCACCUGGAGCAAUGAGGGUAACCCGGAAAGCAUCCGGGCAGCACAAGUGGAGAAUAUGAAAAAAUACAUGGAUUUAUCGGCUGAUCCUUGUGAUGAUUUUUAUCAGUAUGCUUGUGGCAAUUGGGACAAAGUUAACCCAAUACCGAAGGAUAAAGCUGGAUUAGAUACGUUCGAAAUCCUCCGAGAAAGUCUUGAUAUCGUGCUGAAGAACCUACUGCUGGAGACCAACGAUGGCAGCCUGGUCGAGGUAGAGAAUACUUUGGCCGCGACGACAAAACCCCCCGAAAUGGAACAUAUUAGACGAGUGAGGAAACGCAUCAUCGGAAAACGAGCGGUGUUGAACAAGCUUGUGCUGAAGGCACAGAUCAGAAAGGUAACAAAACGCGAACUAUCAUCGCAAGUGACGCUGGAAAAUAUCGUUAAUAAUGCAGAAACCAAGGCGCGCAAUCUUUUCAUAUCGUGUAUGAAUUACAGCCGAAUUGAAAAGCGAGGACUUCAACCAUUAUUCGACCUUUUAACAUCUUUCGGUGGAUGGCCAGUGCUUGAUCCUAGCUGGCGUUCAGACAGUUUCGACUGGUUGAACAUGACGGCGCACAUACGCAAAUACAACAACGACAUUAUGAUUGUUGAGUGGGUUGGUCCGGACAUCAAAAACUCCGACGAAAACAUAAUUCAGUUCGAUCAAACGUCUUUGGGUUUACCAACGCGUGAUUACUUUCUCCAAGCCUCCAACAAGAAAUACCUGGAUGGAUACAAACAAUUCAUGAUUGAUGUGAUUGUCCUUUUGGGCGUUCAACUGGAUGUAGCUAAACAGACGGCUGAGGAGAUGAUUGAAUUCGAGAUACAACUGGCCAACAUUACCAGUUCGGUGGAAGAGAGAAACAAUGUUUCCGUACUGUACAAGAAGAUAAUUCUGGAAAAUCUUCACGAUGAAGUGCCGGAAAUUGACUGGACCAAAUAUUUGUCGAUAGUUAUGGAGCGCCCGAUGAACAGUUCCGAAUUUGUUGUGAUGUUCGCGCUUAACUACAUGAAGGAUUUGGUGCAACUGAUCAACCAAACCGAGCCACGAACCGUUGCCAACUACAUCUUGUGGCGAUUCGUAAGACAUCGGAUCAACAAUUUGGAUGAUAGAUUUUUGCAAGCCAAACAAAAGUUCUCAAAUGUCUUGUUCGGCCGGGAGAAGAAUCCUCCCCGAUGGAAGAACUGCGUAAACCAGGUAAAUGCCAACAUGGGGAUGGCGGUGGGAGCCAUGUUUGUAAGGAAGUAUUUCGACGAGAACAGCAAACGCGACACGCUAGCCAUGACCUAUGAGUUGCAGCAAGCUUUCCGUGAAAUACUGAACGAGACAAAUUGGCUAGAUAUGCCGACAAAACAUCUAGCAGAAAUGAAGGUCAACGCAAUGUCGUUAAGAAUUGGGUACCCGGAUUUCAUACUAUCGCACAAAGAACUGAACGAGCGAUAUGCCGACCUAGAAAUCGAUCAAGAAAAGUACUUCGAAAACACAUUGAAUGUUCUCAGUCAUAUACGACGAACGGAUCAGAAUAAAAUUGGCCAAACGGUGAACAAGACAGCGUGGCAUACGGCACCAGCUGUUGUGAACGCUUACUACAGUCGCAACAAAAAUCAAAUCAUGUUCCCGGCUGGGAUUCUUCAACCCCCAUUCUACCAUCGGUACUUUCCAAAAUCAAUGAACUACGGCGGAAUCGGAGUCGUCAUAGGCCAUGAACUGACGCAUGGGUUUGACGAUAAAGGACGACUGUUCGAUCGCGAUGGGAACUUGUACCGCUGGUGGAGCGAUCACGCCAUCGAAGCUUUCCACGAACGGGCAACCUGUCUAGUGCAACAAUAUGGGAAAUACACCAUCGACGAGGUGGGAGUCCAGAUCGAUGGAGAAAACACUCAAGGUGAGAACAUAGCUGACAACGGUGGCAUAAAGCAAGCCUUCCGAGCGUACACUAAAUGGCUUUCGGAGCAGACGGAUCCCGAGCUGCUGGGGAACGAAACACUACCGGGUCUCAACGUGACCAACACGCAGCUGUUCUUCCUUAACUUUGCACAAGUGUGGUGUGGAGUGAUGCGACCUGAAGCAACCCGGAAUAAGCUGAAAACAGCCGUCCAUAGUCCCGGCAAGUUUCGCGUCAUCGGAACCCUAUCCAACUCGGAUGAUUUUGCACGGGAGUAUGGUUGCCCUCCAGACUCCCCAAUGAAUCCCUCGGAAAAAUGUAGUGUAUGGUAGCUUGGGUGUAUCAUAUUGUACACUGUGUAUCUAUUCCAGAGCAAGUCAUUCCAAUUGUAUAUUCAACAAAUAAACGAUAUACGUAGCCUAAGUCAA
This is a messenger RNA of Toxorhynchites rutilus septentrionalis, 3823 nucleotides long. RefSeq names its product neprilysin-4 (gene Nep4). Gene Ontology annotation, molecular function: metalloendopeptidase activity. Gene Ontology annotation, biological process: protein processing. The record is from RefSeq and is a predicted model, not a curated record. NCBI's taxonomy places the organism in Eukaryota, Metazoa, Arthropoda, Insecta, Diptera, Culicidae. Bases 950 to 3727 code for a protein of 925 amino acids. The transcript has a single exon. Gene Ontology annotation, cellular component: plasma membrane.